AUGCUCCUGCGCAUUCAAAAGUAUAGUUAUACUAUAGAUAGACAAGACACCCACAGGAUUUACCGUCAAAGACGGACAAAACAAGAUACCGAGAAAAACCGUCCUAUCUUCAGACCACUGGCUCAGUUAACCAGGAUGAAACUAUCUAAAACUGAUGUUCCAGCUCUUGUUACAGCUCAGACAGGGUCUACUGCAAUAUUGCAUUGCGAUACAUCCAGACUGAACGAUUCCAUGGAAAAUGUAACAAUCAAAUGGUUCAAGAGGAACAAGAUUAGCAGGGACAUUUUGACACUGAUGGAAGAAACAGUAAAUGAUGACAAAAGGUUCUUGGCAAUAAACGAAUAUAAUAUGAAGGACUGGAGCCUACACAUAAGAUACACCCAACCCAAAGACGAGGGCCUGUAUCAGUGCCAAAUCUGUACGAAUUUCACAUCUGAUAGUUGCAACAAUGUGAACAUUACCCUGAAGUUGGAGGACAAAGAGCUGCCGCUCCGCCUCAGCUGCGUGCUCAUCAACUCAAUCGAGGCUCCGGAGUACAUCUUCUGGUAUCAUGACGAUAGGAUGAUAAACUACGACCUGGAAGAUGGCGCCACUGUCAGGGAGGGCAGACAAGGCAGCGAGUUGAUAUUUCCCAAAGCCAAUGAGACGCACACUGGGAACUACUCUUGUGUUCCGUCCAAUGCCCAAUUGGAUAAGAAGGGAGCUUUGACGCAAGAUAAAAACGGCGGCGAGGGACGUGAAAAAUUCGAUCCGCAUCAUAUCUUCAAUAUGCUGGUCCUCGUAUCGGCCUUUCACCUCCGCAGAUGA
Phaedon cochleariae (mustard beetle) is the source of this 807-nucleotide messenger RNA. The record is from the annotation of a GenBank genome assembly. Lineage: Eukaryota; Metazoa; Arthropoda; Insecta; Coleoptera; Chrysomelidae.